Molecule: messenger RNA, 2644 nt
Organism: Harpegnathos saltator (Jerdon's jumping ant)
Lineage: Eukaryota; Metazoa; Arthropoda; Insecta; Hymenoptera; Formicidae
Gene: MetRS
Product: methionyl-tRNA synthetase 1
Exons: 14
Coding region: 104-2599 (831 amino acids)
Biological process (GO): methionyl-tRNA aminoacylation
Cellular component (GO): cytosol; aminoacyl-tRNA synthetase multienzyme complex
Molecular function (GO): ATP binding; methionine-tRNA ligase activity
Source: RefSeq, a predicted model, not a curated record
UUUACGUCCAUGAGCGUUUCGCUUCCUGUCGCUCACAUGUCUCGCGGUUGUGCGCUAACAUAUUUUCGUAUUUAUUAUCAUAUUUAUUAAUUUAUUGAUAAUAAUGAUUGUUUCAACGAACCAGGGCAAUCCUAAUGCGUUAAAGUUAAUUAUCGCGGCAAAGUUAGCCCAAGAGACUGUCACCAUUAAAAUCGUGAAGCCUAAAGAUGCUUUCCUGGGACGCUUGCCGAUGUUAAUUACGCCUUCCGGAUUGUCCUUAUUCAGUGUUUCCUCAGCAUUGCGCUUCUUAUUACCUAUAGCUGCAGAAUUGGAAAUUCUCAAUAAUAGGUGGUUGGAAUGGGAAAUUUCUCAAUUACAGCCAGCAAUAUUGAGUCUUGCAAGUGGGAAAAUUUCUUCCAAGGACUUACUGUCUUUACUCCAAGAUCUCAAUAGUGAAUUAAAAGAUAAACAGUACUUAAUUGAAACAAAUAAUUAUUUAUCUCCAGCAGAUAUUUCAAUUUGGGUUAGUCUAUGGAGUACUCUAUUACUUGCAGAAUGCAAAGAUAUUUCUGCACACUUGCCAAAUAUCAUUAACUGGUUAACUAAUAUGGAACAGCAGCCAGUUAUUCAGGAGUCCAUCAAAGAGUUUAAUUCGGUGAGAGGUCCAAAGGCAAUUGCAAGUAUAGAAGCUACUUCUUGGUUCCCUGUCAAUACAGUCUUAAACACUCAUGCUCACGAGUCAGUAUCAAAUGAUAUUAGCCCGACCAGGGAAAAGGAAGUGGAAGCUGUUAGUCAAGAAGAACUCCGUAAUGUGACAAAUAGUUGGUUCACUGGACAAUAUCUAGAAGUCAAGGAAGGUUCAUACCCAAUAUUACCUAAAAAAGGUGAGAGGAAUGUAUUGAUAACAUCAGCUCUUCCUUACGUAAAUAAUGUCCCACAUUUGGGAAAUAUUAUCGGAUGUGUUCUCUCAGCCGACAUCUUUGCAAGAUAUUGCAGACAAAGGAAUUACAACACUCUCUACAUAUGCGGCACCGACGAAUACGGCACUGCGACCGAAGCGAAAGCUUUGCAAGAGAAAACGACUCCCCAAGCUAUCUGCGACAAGUUUUUCGACAUACACAACGAUGUUUAUCGCUGGUUUGGUAUCGGGUUCGACUAUUUCGGUCGCACUACUACACCCGAGCAGACAGAAAUUGUCCAAUCGUUUUUCCUGAAGAUCAAAUCGCAAGGUUACAUAUUGAACGAGACCGUAGAGCAGCUGCAUUGCGAGCUCUGUGAUCGCUUUCUCGCCGAUAGAUUCGUGGAAGGCACGUGUCCCGGAUGUAAAUACGAGGACGCGCGCGGUGAUCAGUGUGACGGCUGUGGUCAUCUGAUGAACGCGGUCGAACUGGUUGAACCACGAUGCAAGAUAUGUAACACUAAGCCCGUCGUUAAGAAUUCGGUACAGUUCUUUCUGGAUUUACCCAAGAUAGAAGAUAGAUUGAAACAAUGGUCCGAUACCGUGAGCAAAGGGUGGUCCAGCGUUGCGAAAGUCGUCUCAAAGUCGUGGUUACGCGACGGUCUUAAGCCACGUUGCAUAACCAGAGACUUGAAGUGGGGUAUACCGGUGCCCGUAAACGGGUUUGAAAAUAAAGUGUUUUACGUCUGGUUUGACGCCCCUUUUGGAUAUAUCAGUAUUACAAAGAGGUAUACGAAAGAAUAUGAGAAAUGGUGGAAACCUCAGGAUACGAAAGUCGAUUUGUGCCAAUUUAUGGCGAAGGAUAACGUUCCAUUCCACGCGAUAAUGUUCCCCGCUUGCUUGCUAGCGGCUAAUCAAAAUAAUACGUUGAUCAAGUAUUUAAUGGCAACUGAAUAUCUAAACUAUGAGGAUAAAAAAUUCUCUAAGUCUAGGAGUGUUGGGGUAUUCGGAACCGAUGCCAGAGACACUGGUAUCCCAGCAGACGUGUGGCGAUUUUAUUUAGCCUACAUUAGGCCGGAAACUCAAGAUUCCAAUUUCAAUUGGAUAGAUUUAGCCACGAAAAAUAAUAGCGAGUUACUGAAUAAUCUUGGCAAUUUCGUCAAUAGAGCUCUAAUGUUUUCCGAGAAAUUCUUCGACUGCAAUGUACCGCCGACGAAACUGGAAGAGGCCGAUUGGACCGUGUUAGCGUUGGCACAGCGCGAACUAACGUCUUACAUAAACGCUAUGGAGCAAGCCAAGUUGAGAGAUGGUCUGAAGCACAUACUGGCGAUCUCGAAGCACGGCAAUCAGUACAUGCAAUUCCAGCAACCGUGGGUGAAAAUCAAGGGGACCGACGACGAUAAGAAUAGAGCUGGUACCGUUGUCGCGAUUUGCUGUAAUCUAGCCUGCCUCCUGUCGGCUCUUCUGGCACCUUUUAUGCCCGCCACAGCUAAACAACUGCGAUCUCAAUUGGGUUUGAGUAACAAGAAUUAUGGUUACAUUCCUGAGAUGAUAACCAACAUGUUGCCCACUUGGCACAAAAUUGGCAAACCCAGCCCGUUGUUCACGAAAAUCAAGGAUCAGCAAGUGGAGGCAUUGCGGAAGAAGUAUGCAGGACAGCAAGAGAUCAAUGGCCACGCGCCGGCGCACAUUGGGGCGAACACCUCUUUUUCCGGUCAUUGAUGUAAAAUUAAUAAAACAAUUCGGUCAUUGUAGUACGACUACUCA